GCUUAACGUCUCACCGCUAGCCCAGGUCGCAGGUGCUACCUUGCACUUCCACGGUAUUCAAGUGGCUGGUUAUUAUCAGGACAAAGUGAAGAAAUAACGAUUGAAUCCACUGCACUAGUUCGACACGCACGAAUAGCUCAACAUUCUGUUGCUGGCUAGCGAAGCCCAGAACGAUGGCUGGGCAAGCUGCUGUAAGCUACUGUAAACUGUUCUUUAUAUAUACGUAGCGCCUGUUACUAGCGCUUGGACUGUUGAGAGAGCGGAGCCAACAUGGACUCGCCUUCGCCAUGGCCACCGCCGUUUCCGUCCUCGCCGUCUCCCCCGAGCCCCGAUGUAACUGACGAGGACAGCUCGCCCGACCUGUGGUAUGUGGGCGCCAUCAUCAACGUGGUUGGAAGCGUCUCCAUCAACCUUGGGAUGAACCUCAUGAAGCUGGGACACAACAAGCGCGGAGAGCUGGACAUGCCGGAGGAGGAGAAGCCGCCCAUCCGCAAGUUCAAGUCCUGGGUGAUAGGCCUGAUCAUAUUCAUCACCGGCAACGUCCUCAACUUCGUGUCCUUCGCCUUCGCGGCCCAAUCGCUGCUGGCGGCGCUGGGCAGUCUACAGCUGGUAUGCAAUGUGUUCUUCGCCUACAUGGUCAACAAGGAGCCGGUCACCAAACUCAUCAUCUUUUCGACCGGGUGCAUCAUCGGCGGAUGCGUACUGCUGGUGGUGUUCGGCAACCAGAGCUCCGAAACAUACACGGUGGACGAGCUCAUUGACUUUUACAAAAAGCCAGCGUACAUCGUGUAUCUGGUGAUGAUGGGCGUGGUGGUGUUUGGCACGUACGUCCUGUACCUGCACAGCAAGAAGGUCUGCAGGAAGCGCGGGCAGCGGGGCGUGUGGUACUUCCUGAUGCUCAUGUCGUACUCGGUGUUCAGCGCCAUGCUUGGCUCCCAGAGCGUGCUGUUCGGCAAGAGUAUCUCCGUCAUCCUGCGCACCACAUUCAGCGGCGACAACCAGCUCGGCAACUGGUACACUUGGGUGGUGCUCCCGGUCUUCACCUUCGCAGCGUUGUUUUGGGUUACACGCCUGAACAAGGGCCUGCGCAUGUUCCCGGCCAUGGUGAUUGUGCCACUCAUGCAAAUCUGCUGGACGCUGUUCUCCAUCGUGUCGGGGAUGAUCUACUUCGAGGAGUACAAGGGCUUCACUACACUGAUGUGGAUUAUGUUCCCUGUGGGCGUCGUGAUCGUCUUCAGCGGCGUGUUCCUGCUCACGUUGGGUGGCGGCCGGGCCCCGCCUCCGGACGAGCUGGAGGAGGAGGAGAAGAUGCCAGACUCCGCGGCCGGCUCGCUCUCCAAGAUGACAGUGCACGAGAACGCCAUGUUCACGUCGCGGCCAGAUGGCGAGACCGGGCCCUUGGAGCUGGGCCCGCCAGCAAGUGCCAAGAUGUCGCUGGGCCAGACGCUGCGGUUCACAAGCACCUGGGCGCCGGCCAGUGUUGCCGUGUCACCGGGCUCCAACAUGAACCGCACGCUAAUGACCAAUGAGUCCUUGCGGCGCCAGCGGCGUCCCACCGAGGCGAUGAGUGACCUGAAUGCAACCAGCCGGACCAACCGCACUGACGACCCCCACAACUACGAUAAGAACAGCACGCUCAACCGCACAGCCCAGAGCAAUACGUCACGCGUGUCGGAGACGCCUUCCAUGAUGGGCACCAUGAAGAAGGGCAUCAAGAGCAUGCACAACCGGCUGACCAGCGACCUGGGCAUAGAGACCAAGACUGGCUUCAAGCUGGCCAUGGGCCUGGGCGAUGGUGCCCUGUCGGGUGUGAGCCUCUUUGCAAUGCCCGCACUUGACUUCACCUCAACGAAGCGCACCAGCCGUUCCGGGGCGUCUGCUGCUCAGCAUAACGGUGCCGCGGACUCUGCCAUCCUCAGCGCUUUGCCACGAUCCAAAUUCUUUGGCAAACCGGAUCACCACGAUGGGCUCACCACCAUCGCCGAGGGCAGCGGGCUGCCCAAGGCGCCUAGCUCGGAGCUCGGGGCGUCGCUGACCGCCAGCAGUCAGUUGCCCAGCUCCCGAGAGGGCCACCGCUACUCCCCCGAUGAGGCCAAGCAUAAAGAGCAUGCAACCCAUGGCGCAGGGGUGCAGCAGGAAGCAGCAGCAACUGGGAAACCACCAUCAAACAAGCCGCUUGGUGAGGCAGCAUUUGUUGGGCUGCUUCCAGGGCCCUCCUUCAAGCCGUCAAGGGCUGCAGCCCUAGAGGACGAAGUGCCACGGACUCCUUCCAUGGCGCCAACACCGGCAGGUGCAGGCAGUGGGCCCAAUUUCCGGGUCGGGCGCAGCAGGAAUGGGCCGGCGGAAGUCAGCCUGGCUCUGCCAGCAGGGUUCGCUCCUGUCCUGGCUCCUGGUUCUGCGGCGGCUGCAAUGACCGGCGCAGCAGCUGCAACUCUGGCAACGGCUGGUGGCACUGACUUCGUGGAUGGCGCUGCCGCAGCGGCAUACGGCCGGCCAGCAGCGAUGCAAGGUGGCGGGCCAGCACCUCAGGACAUGGCAAUGCCGGGGCCGGGUGCCAGUGGGCCUGGGCGGCCACUGGGCAUGCCGCGGCCGGGAAGCCUAGCCGCCAUGCUGCCUGACGGCGUGCCCCUGAGCAGCGCCGGCAGCAUGGUCCUGCACGACAGCCGCCCCAGCACGCCGCCUGAGGUCAUGCUGGCAGGAGUGGGCGCCAGUGGGAACUUCCAGGGCGUGAACCUACAGUCACCGCGGCUGCAGCAGCAGCAGGUGCAGCAGCAGUACAUGUCUCCCAUACCCUACUCAGUGCUGCAGCGGGCCCACACGCCGCCGCUGGCGGGCAGUCGGCUGCCUGCCCCACACCUGCUGGUGCCGGGCAUGCCAGUGGUGGCGCACAUACAGCCCAUGCUGCAACCGGCAGUGUCGGGGGGUCACUACGCCCAGAUGUUAGCCGGCCAGCACAUUGCUGGGCCCGAUCUAAGUGGGGGCGGCUUGCCACCAACACUGUCAGCACCGCCGCGGGUGAUGACACCGGUCGGGUCGCUGGGUGGCGCCGGUGCGGGGUCGACAGGAUCGCCGUCGGGUGUGUUGAUGGCCUCACACAACCAGUCACCGCGAGGGCUUAGCGUUUCGCGGUCUUGGGCUGGCAGCCUGGGCGGCGGCAUGAAUGUGUCACGAAGCUCCCCACUGCGGGGCAGCGUCUUUAGCCAUUUUCAGCGACCGCUUCGACCAUGGCAGGGGUAGAAGACAUGUCGGUUGUUGCCAGCAAUUAGGCUUGCUAGUGACGUGCAGUCAAGUCGCUGUACAAUGGUUCUGACAGGCCUGCCGUCGCGCAGGCAAGGGAGCGUACAGAAGGAGUUUCAAGCGUGCAAUUUGAGGGUAGUUCGCUGAUUAUGUACCGGGCUCGCCUAUUCAUUUGUACUGAAUUGUGUGUUUGGGUGUUAGGCAAGGCAUAGUGACAAUGACAGGCCAUUCCAAUGUGUGACCCGCAGAAGCCCGGUGACGGGCAUGUUGGCUGGACGAGUCUGGUGCGACGCAUGUCAUCACAGUAUGUACUGGUUUAUCUAAGCAAUUGCAGUGUACAUGCUUCCAGUGCUUUUAUUUGGUGAGGUAGCAGCUGGGCAUAUGUACAUGGGUGGGGGCCACUGAGACAGCAGCACAUUAGGCCUUCAGUAGCGCAUGUGCUCUUUGCACACAAUCUGAUGAUGGCUUUGAUGCGAGGUAGUCAGAACUACCGUUUUGGGACUGUUGCGAGCAGACGUUUAGCGUGACGCCAUGUCUUGAGAACCACAGCUGCCUCAUUGGUGCAAAACUUUGGCACGGCCCUAUCACAAGGAGGGACAGAAUGGGCAUGGGCGUUUUUGAGCAAGACACAACAUGAUGCCAUGCGUUGACAAGGGGUGUUUGCCUUGAAACAGCUGGAAAUGGGCUGAGUAUUAUGUUGUAUACGUGGUUAUCAACACCCUUCU
Chlamydomonas reinhardtii is the source of this 3962-nucleotide messenger RNA. RefSeq lists its product as uncharacterized. Gene Ontology annotation, molecular function: magnesium ion transmembrane transporter activity. The record is from RefSeq and is a predicted model, not a curated record. The coding region runs from base 271 to 3237 and encodes 988 amino acids. Gene Ontology annotation, biological process: magnesium ion transport. NCBI's taxonomy places the organism in Eukaryota, Viridiplantae, Chlorophyta, Chlorophyceae, Chlamydomonadales, Chlamydomonadaceae. The transcript is spliced from 15 exons. Gene Ontology annotation, cellular component: membrane.